Messenger RNA from Anguilla anguilla (European eel), 5003 nucleotides. RefSeq names its product TBC1 domain family, member 2B (gene tbc1d2b). The record is from RefSeq and is a predicted model, not a curated record. The transcript has 13 exons. Bases 61 to 2916 code for a protein of 951 amino acids. Lineage: Eukaryota; Metazoa; Chordata; Actinopteri; Anguilliformes; Anguillidae.
GCGGAUGGAAGCAGUUAACUGUGCAUCCACUGUGGCAGAAGAAGAAAGUUUCAAAGAAAAAUGCAUGGAGGGGAUGGGGGAGAGGCAAAACGUCCUCGGGGCUCUAGGAUUUUGGCUACCAAGUCCGUCGAGGUGUCCGACUCGGAUGAGACGAAGGACCAGGCAUCGAAAUUAUGUGGUUAUCUGAACAAACUUGCAAGCAAGGGUCCGCUUAAGGGGUUCAAAACCCGCUGGUUCGUUUACGAUCCCCGAAAAUGUUAUUUGUAUUACUUCAAGUCUCCCCAGGACUCGCUGCCGUUGGGAUAUAUUGAAAUAGCCGAUGCCUGUUUCAGCUAUGAUGUCGAGGGGGAAGAGGGGCAGUUCGAGAUCCACGCUUCUGGAAAAGACUUUCUGCUCAAGGCACCGAACAGGCAGGUGAUGCAGUAUUGGCUGCAGCAGCUGCAACAGAAGCGAUGGGAGUUCUGUAACCUGCGAGGAUCCGGACUGCAGGACAGCUGGAGCUCCCCCACCCAGUCCCAGCCACACACCGGCCUGGUGGCCAGAGACGCAGAUGCCUAUUCGCUGGAGAAGCCGUGCAGUAGCAUGGAGAGGGUCCGCAGUGACUUUGCCAUGGAGACCAAUACAGAUGGCCUGGUGGGCCUGCACUCUGCCCGUGGCCCCGCCCCCCACAACUUUUCCCUCCGGCACUGGGGCACAGAAUUGAGGAACUCCGUGUCCCAGCUGCGGCCAGGGCGGGGCGGAGAGGGAAGGCGAAGCGUGUUCUACACACCCAGCAAUGAGGACUGGGAGAUGGUGGACCACCCGUCCAAGGACCUGCAGGACCAGAUGGCAGACAUCUCCAAAAAACCUCAUUCUGACACUCAUAGACACUCCAUUGGCUCUGCGUUCACGUUCGAUUUCGGGCGCUCCUCUUCCACCUCCUCGCGCCCCCGGCUGCCCUUCCUGAGGGACAUGAUGAGCUCCGGCAGGCUGAGCCGGAGCACGGAGACGUCGCCCGUGGAGUGUAACGGGAGCAAGGCGUCCGAGGCCCAGCUGCGGCUGCAGAGCCAGGAGGAGGCGCUGGGGAGGCUGCGGGAGGAGCUGGCCAGUCAGAAGGAGCUGGUGAGGCUCCUGCAGCAGACCCUGCGGAGCUCUCAGACUGAGAGGUGGCCAGCGGCGGGCCCCGAGGGGCCACAGAGCACGUCCCCGCUCCUCAAAGAGAGGGACGGCCAGAUCCAGGCCCUCUGCGGGCACAUGGAGAAGCUGGCGCUGGAGAAGGAAAACCUGCAGCAGGAACUGAAGACGCUGAAGAACAAGGUGGGGGAGAUGAACGAGCAGCUGAGCAUGCUCAUGGAGACCAUCCAGGCCAAGGACGAGGUCAUCAUCAAGCUGUCGCAGCAGCAGGGCGGGGCCGGGGGUGGGGCUGGGGGCAGCGAGGAGGCCAGCCCCACCGAAUGCAGCUCGCCGUCCUCUGUCGGCCGGGAGUGUCAGGAGCUGGACAAAAUGAAGGACUGUCUCGAAGGCUACAAGAACCAGAACAAGUUCCUGAAUAAAGAGAUAUUGGAGCUGACUGUCCUGCGUCGAAAUGCGGAGGGGAGAGAGAAGGCCAUGGAGGCCAAGUACACAGCUCUGGAGGCCAAGCUGUGCCAGGUGGAGAGUAAGUACCUGGUGCUACUGCAGGAGGUGAAGAACCCGGUGUGCUCUUCCUCAGAGCAGAGUCCCGCGCGCGAGGUCAUCUCCCGCCUGCUGGAGGACGCCCUGCAGGUGGAAGGCGGGGGCGACGACCAGCAGGAGCAGCAGAUCCUCAAGCCCCACCCCGUCAGCGAGUACGACGUGUACGGCUUCAAGACCGUCCCGGAGGAUGACGAGGAGGAGAGGCUGGUGGCGAAGGUGCGGGCGCUGGACCUGAAGUCCCUGUCCCUGACGGAGCAGGAGGUGUCGGUCGGGGUGAAGUGGGAGAACUACCUGGCGGGGAUGGGUACCCGGGACAUGGCGCGGUCGCCAGAGCUGAAGGCCCUGGUGCGGAGCGGCGUGCCGCACGAGCACCGCUCCAAGGUGUGGCGCUCGUGUGUGGAAUUCCACAUCAAGAAGUUCCCGGAGAGCGAAAAGGCCAACUACUAUGAGAACCUGCUGGGCGUGGCCCGGGAGAAGCAGAACCCCGCCUCCAAGCAGAUCGAGCUGGACCUGCUGCGCACGCUGCCCAACAACAAGCACUACUCCUCCCCGGAGUCCCAGGGAAUCCACAAACUGAGGAACGUGCUCAUGGCCUUUUCAUGGAGGAACCCUGACAUCGGCUACUGCCAGGGCCUCAACAGACUGGCUGCCAUUGCUCUCCUCUAUCUGGAAGAGGUAGAUGCCUUCUGGUGCCUCGUUGUCCUCGUAGAAGUGUUCAUGCCGCGAGACUACUACACCAAGACGCUGCUCGGGUCACAGGUUGAUCAGCGCGUGUUCAAGGACCUGAUGAGCGAGAAGCUCCCUCGUCUCCACAGCCAUUUUGAGCUCCACAAAGUGGACUUCUCCCUCAUCACCUUCAACUGGUUCCUGGUGGUGUUUGUGGACAGCGUGGUUAGCGACAUCCUCUUCAAAAUCUGGGACGCCUUUCUGUAUGAGGGGCCCAAGAUCAUGUUUCGCUUUGCCCUCGCUCUUUUCAAGUACAAAGAGGAGGAGUUUCUCAAGCUGCAGGACUCCAUGGCCAUUUUCAAGUACCUCCGCUAUUUCACGCACACUAUUCUGGAUGCGAGGAAGCUGAUGAACAUAGCCUUCGUGGACAUGAACCCCUUCCCCCUCAGGCAAAUCCAGAACCGUCGCACCUUCCACCUGGAGCGGGUCCGCCUGGAGCUGACCGAGCUGGAGGCCAUUCGCCAGACAUUCCUGAAGGAGCGGGCGACCGACCCUGACGGUAGGACGCUCAUCAGCGACGAUGAGGAGGACAACUAACUGAAGAUCAGCCACCUCACGGGCCAGCCAGUGGAGAGAGCGCAUUUGUCUCUGUGGGUCCAGGGCUGCAUUCCCGGGGCUGCAUUCCCAGGGUGACUCAGCAGAUUCACUACUCUGAGAGACCCUGAUAUGCUGGACAUGUCUUAAGGUGUAUUCAUGCGAGAGGUAUUUGAGCUGGAAAUGUUAUUCAUUCUUGAUCUGCAGGCAUUUGGCAGAUUGUGGUCCGGAGGCCUGCUGGUAUUACUGGUAUUUUUGACAGAUCCAUGGAUUGUGAGGGCCUGGUAUGUUUACUGGUAUUUUUAACAGUUCCAUCAUAUCCACUUUUCCUUUUGUUUUACAUUCUUAGUGCGUUCAUGGUGGGGAUUGUUAGGCUGAGAGGGCUGAAAGUAAAAUUCCAUUGCCAUGCAGCUUGUAAAUUUUACCAGUGACGUUGGCCCUUCAAGUGAUCGAAAUCAGUAUUUGUACUCACCAACUUUUUUCACUUUUUUAUUGUAAAAUAAACAGAUUCUCAUCUGAGUAAACGGAAGCAGGAACGGAUUGGUUGCAUGCUGUACACAUUAUUGCAGUGCACAAGCUUCUUUAGAUUGCAUCAACCUAUUUUCUCUUGCUGCGGCUUGUUUCCUGUGCUUUAAAUGUACUGUCGCUGCCAUGUUUGAGUAGAUGGUGUUCACCUCCUCCUUAUACCGGACAUCGUAUACGUGCUCCCCUGAAUUAUUUGUUCAUGGCUGUGGCACCUGGCUAGCUUUACAGCCAAGGUACUGUGUUUUACAGUUUCCUACAGAGAGAUGAACCGUGUGGAAGGUUAGACUCAGGCAUCAUUGUGUACUGUCAGUGUGUUGUCAGUCAUUCAUGUAGAAGGCUUCCAGGUCCAUUAGCUGCUACAGACAGCAGGUUAUUAAGGGGAUUUUUCCACCUUGCGGUUUGCUCUAGUUUAUCCGUCUGGUUGAAGGACAUUUCACAUAAGGGAAGUUUUUUUUAUUGUUUUUUUUAUAUAUAAAGUCUUAACACCUAGAACUUUUAUCCUGCUCUUUACAAUAGGCCUUUUGUUUACACUUUAUACAUUUUACAUUCCUUUUAUGGCACAUCUAAUGAAUGUUAUGAUGUCAGGCCCAUUUCUAACUUCCAAUAUCGAUCAAUCACAUUUUCACAUAAUUAUUCAUAAAUGUGUUGCUGCAAUGAAUUCUAUUGUAUUUUGUCGCUGUGGUAUUGUCAUUACAGUCCUGUAUUCUCCUCUGGUCAUAAUAGCAUAUUAUCAGAAUGAUGCUGUCUAGUCCAAAUGUAAACAAUGAAGAAUGUUAAUCAUGGAAGUACUGUGAAGUUUAUUUGGAGAGCUGGUCUCUCUGGACCUGAAUUGUUAAGUUUGUCCCUUUUUGAUAACAUGCAUCAUUGUUUUUUUCCUGCCAUCUCCUUAGCGAGAAAAAUAGUUAUUGCAAAUUGUGGCUUAUUUCCCCUUUCAGACCCAAACAAUGACAAAAUAUUAAUCAGUGUCCCUUAUCUGUAACUUUUCAUAUUUUUUUCCAUGCUGAAUUAGAAAUCUUUUUUAAUUGGCGAUACUAUAUGCUGUAAUAUUUUCAUUGUCAAUAUGUGACCAACAAUGUACAGAAAGAAUUAUAACAUAUACUCUGUUAGGGAGCCAGAAUGUUUUACUUUUCUUCCAGUUUUUUAGAUGUUGCUCUUUUUUUGUAAAUCAGCUAGAGAUUUUCUGUCACACCGUAUUAUAUUACUCUCUGUUUGAAGUACUGUGUAUUAUCUGGCAUACAAAAAAAAAUUCAAAACAAUCAAGUAUAGCCUUUUAAAAAAUAUAUACUUUUUCUGUUGUUCACUCUUGUAUGGAAUAAGCUGUAAUGGGGAAUUCCAGUUAUAUUUCCUCACCAAAUGUAUUGCACAUAACCCUGAAAGUGUUGUGCUCGAGAGAUUUAGCAUUGACAUGGAUGGGCACUGUCUUUCUGAAACUUCUGAACUGUCCUGAUCGUCAUAUAUGUUAUUCUGAAUGUUUCUGUUCCCCUGUAGUAUUGCAGUAUAUUUGCUUUAUAUUCAUGUUUUGUAUCAAAGGUAUGAGUAGUCAAUAAACCCUCCUAUAGCUGCCA